AUGCCGAAGACUUUCCAGGAUCUGAUUGCCGAACUGGGGACGUUACAGACAAAGCUAUUGGAGGCGCACAUGCGGGAACUACAAGCCCAUUCCGUGACGUUGGAGCCUUCGGCCCCUGCAAGCUGCCCUCCGCAGAUGGAGGUGCGGGUUGAGCCGCGAAGCUCCGGCCCGGGUGCUCCGGAGAAGAGGCUCAAAGGCCGCUUGGCGCCCGUGGUGCACAAGUUUCUGCUCGCGCGGCGUCUGGGUCACACGAGCGAACGUCGGCUUUCCGAAGAGAGGGAGUCGGCGUUGAUGGAGCGACGUCAGAGCAUCUCAGCAACGGACCGGGUAGCCUUGGCCAUGAGCAGCUCGUCCUUGCGUUUCAUCCCUAGCAGUGUAGGAGAUGCGGCUGCUUUCGAAGAGGCGGUCCGAAAGGAGGCCACAGUGGAGGUGGACCGCUUCCAGCUGCGAGCGAGCUUUGAUAUCGGUGACGAAGAGCUCGUGGACAUGAAGCGGAGGUGCAUUACAAAGCAGAGCUCAGAGCUCGUAGCUGGGUACAAUGUGAAACACGUCGCUUCGGCAGCCUCCGAGCAGGGACCAACACCUGCAGAGGUGCAGGAGGAGCGCAUGUUGAAUUCCUGGCAGCUGUUUCCGAUCCACCCGUCUUCCAAGAGGCGUCUCGUUUGGGAUCUACUGGCAAUGGUAUUGCUCCUCUUCGACAUGAUGACUUGCACCGUCUACUGGACGGUUGACAUCCCGGUGUCCAUGCUGACUGCAACGUACCGGAACGGGAAGCUGGUGACGAGUUACUAUCUUAUUUUGUACUCGUAUUCGAGGACAUGGAUGCCAAUCGACUUCUUGCUUGUGAGCGUGGAUUGGGUUGCGACAGUUGCAAACAUGAACUCUGCUGACACGCUUACGUUGGCCAGAACAAUGAGGACUGGACGAAUUCUUCGGAUGUUGCGCCUGGCCCGUUUGCUUCGUGUUGUCAAGCUGAAGCGCCUCUUCGAUGACUUAAAGCAGCGGAUGGCAGGAGAAAUCGUCACUUUCAUGAUCAAUGUCGUCCAGCUUUUCGUUUCGACGAUGCUGCUGACCCAUGUCCUCGCAUGUGUUUGGUAUUGGCUUGGUAGCGAGGAAGAAGGAUGGGUCUACACUGAAGGAUUGUACGGCCAGGAUCUAGGAACCACCUAUCUCCAGAGCAUGCAGUGGUCACUGUCGAGGUUACACCCCAUUUCGCUUCGAGACAACAUGAAGCUGCGGCUGCCGCAAGAGCGAAUGUUUUCGCUCGUCGCCAGCUUCGGAUCACUCCUGUUCUCUUCGAUUUUCAUCAGUUAUGUAACAAACACGAUGGCCAAGUUGGCGCGCAUGUGGAAAGAACGGAGCAGAAAGCUGGGAGCCAUCAGCGACUAUGCAGCCACACACCGCAUCAAUGCGGCCCUUACUGUCCGGCUGAAGAAGUACAUUGAUGAACGAGAAGAGGAGCUGGGCAUCGGGGCCAAUGCAGUAGAUCAGGGCUCUGCAGUUUGGGUCUUCGCGGUUAACAGUGCUCUGACCUGGCUCCGGAUCAACUCUGGCAGCGGAUACAUCCCUUUGACAGGCUUGUUUUCUCGAUUUGGAGCGGGUGAAGUGGAAGGCCAGCCUUCAGGCACAGAGAGUGUGAAAGGCAGUGCGCGCGGCGGCGCGCCGCAGCGUGCAGAGCGGGGGGCGGUCGCGCGGCCCCUGCAGGUCUUGGAGGCGGCGUUGCCGGAGGAGCUGCUCCGAGUGCUGUAUCAUACGGCGAGGACGCCGACGCUGGUUCAGCACGACCUGUUCUCGAAGAUAAAGAUCUCUUCGAGCCAUGCAAUGGAAGACCUCUGCUAUGAGGCCGUGCACGAGCAGCACAUUCUGGCUGGCGAUGCAAUCUUCGAAGUCGGUGCCGUCGCUUCCAGCAUGUACAUGUGUGAGUCUGGGAAGCUGCGAUACUCCAUGGACGUGGAGAUUGCUGGAGGGAGAGACUCGAUCCACAAAGAGACGGUCAGAGAGCGCCUCUGCUGUUGCCGGUCGAGCUGGAACCGGAACCAGGUGACGCCCCACGACGGCUUGAACAAGAAUCGAGAUUCGUCGCUGGAACUGUCGUCGGGGUCGUGGAUCAGCGAGCAUGCCCUUUGGACUUCGUGGCAACACACCGGUCGCCUCUCUGGGACAACAGACUCGCAGAUUCUGGCAAUCAAGAGCGAGGACUUUGGCCGUGUGGUGCAACAGGAUUUGCCGACAUUCUGCGAUGUGGUUAUCUAUGCACGGUAUUUCAUACACGAGAUGAAUCAGACGGUGAUCAACACAGACCUUCCUCCUGAUCAGAUGCCCAAGCGCAGCAGGUCGAGGGAUGGUGGUGCGGCCGCCAACUCCACCGCCCUUCAUGACAGUGCUGCCUUCCAUGACCUGCUAGCAACUCCAGUUGCGGGCUCCUGA
Symbiodinium necroappetens is the source of this 2427-nucleotide messenger RNA. Lineage: Eukaryota; Dinophyceae; Suessiales; Symbiodiniaceae. The record is from the annotation of a GenBank genome assembly.